Molecule: messenger RNA, 866 nt
Organism: Cimex lectularius (bed bug)
Lineage: Eukaryota; Metazoa; Arthropoda; Insecta; Hemiptera; Cimicidae
Gene: Vps25
Product: vacuolar protein-sorting-associated protein 25
Exons: 1
Coding region: 91-612 (173 amino acids)
Biological process (GO): protein transport to vacuole involved in ubiquitin-dependent protein catabolic process via the multivesicular body sorting pathway
Cellular component (GO): ESCRT II complex
Molecular function (GO): protein homodimerization activity; structural molecule activity
Source: RefSeq, a predicted model, not a curated record
GUUACAGUAGAAUUGUCAUCGCUGAUACAAAAUGUGUGAUACACGUCGGAAAUUGUGAGUUUAUAAGUUAAAGAUUUGUGUGAUGACGGGAUGGGGACGUACGAAGAUUGGCCGUGGCAAUACAAUUUCCCACCUUUCUUUACAAUCCAGCCGAAUUUGACGACGAGAAAACUCCAGUUGUCUGCUUGGUGCGACCUAGUGCUCAAAUACCACAGAUACCAGAAUCAGUAUGUGCUGGAUAUGCGUGAGGCGCAGGGCAGCCCUCUGUUCAGCAAUAAAACGCUCAAGCGGACCCUGCCGGCAGAAGGGAUAGCGCAGGUGCUCGCAUCCCUGCAGGCCUCGAGCAAUGCAGAGCCACUCGACAAGUCCAAGAACCGCUGGUACAUCUACUGGCACACUCUGGACGAGUGGGCAGCCCUCAUUUAUGGCUGGGCGGAGGAGACCGGACAGCUCGGCGCAGUCUGCACCUUCUACGAAAUAGCCAAUGUACCCGAUCAGGAGUUCUUCGGCAUCGACACAGAAGUACUGAAGAAAGCGCUGAAAGUACUCGAGAGCAAAAAGAAAGCGGAGAUUAUCUCCUUCGAAGACAACAACGGCGUGAAAUUCUUUUAAUCAUUAUGUCCUAGCAUAAACUAUCACGAAAAUUUUUCUAGAGCGCCAAUGAAACUGUGCACAUCAAUCAGCCCAAGUGACAAUCCAUGAUAAACCAAAGACAAUAAAACACACUUGUUAAAUUUAUUUUAAAUUUAAAGCUGGCUGUUGAUAUUUUUAAUUUUAAAAUAUUGCUAUUCUCGAAAGAAAAAAAACUGUUUUCAGUUUGUACAAAUAUAUAUUAAUAUAUAUAUAAAUGUUUUUGUUUCUCACAA